This is a messenger RNA of Schizosaccharomyces japonicus yFS275, 6864 nucleotides long. Its product is annotated as HisK/Mak3 protein kinase Mak3. The record is from RefSeq and is a predicted model, not a curated record. The coding region runs from base 1 to 6864 and encodes 2287 amino acids. Gene Ontology annotation, biological process: positive regulation of p38MAPK cascade; phosphorelay signal transduction system; signal transduction. The transcript has 3 exons. Gene Ontology annotation, cellular component: cytoplasm; cytosol; protein histidine kinase complex. Lineage: Eukaryota; Fungi; Ascomycota; Schizosaccharomycetes; Schizosaccharomycetales; Schizosaccharomycetaceae. Gene Ontology annotation, molecular function: kinase activity; phosphorelay sensor kinase activity; protein histidine kinase activity.
AUGCGAUAUCGUCGUAGUCUCGAGGACGCUGUUGCUCUUGCAUUCUCCCUACUCAACAGUUACAAGCUUGAAAAGCGUCCCUUCCGACACUUCCAGAGCUUUCUCUCUGAAUUUCUGCUCUACAAAGGAGUAGAACUUGCUUCCAAUCGCCCUAUUAUUAUCAAAUUUACAUUCCAGAUUCAGUACCUCGAACAUGAAUACUGCUGUUUUAUGGAUCUGUACAGGACUUCGGGCGGGGGGAACAUAGUCCUACUGCCCAUUGAAUUCUGUGUCCUCAGCACUCUCGAACUAGCUGUUGCUGUCUACGAGGACUACGGGUACCGUUUCGUCUCCAUGGAUGAAUACUCGUAUUUUCAAAAAGACAUAGCCCUCUUUUUUGAAUUUGCCAUUAAAGCUGCGAAAUGCCUGAACUUUAUGCACUUCCACGGCUUUGUGCAUGGAGAAUUGAACAUCUGGUCCUUCUGCACUUCGCCCGAUCGACGCGAUGUCAGAGUUAGCACUAUCGGUCAGGGGAAGAACUCUUUUCAGGAUUGUCUGUACAUGUUUUCUUGGUCUAGUUCAGGGCAUUCAGCCGAUACGAAUUCAUGGCUUCCUUUCAUCAGUCCGGAACAGACCGGCCGCACAUUCGAUACCGUCGAUUACCGAACCGACAUUUAUUCGUUUGGCAUUGUUUUGUUCGUGCUGCUGACUGGGACGUUUCCCUACACUGGCAAUUCUGUAAAGUUAAUUCGUGCCGUUAUAACCGAACCUUUGCCUUAUGACGACUUAGAAAAGUAUAAUGUCCCCCCUCUUUUAAUUAAGAUUCUUGCAAAAAUGACCCAGAAACGGCCUGAUGAUCGGUAUCUGUCGUUUGCUGGUCUUAUUUAUGACCUGCAGAAAUGCAGAGAUUCCUUUGAAAACAAUGACCCCGACCUUUCGGAUUUUCAGCUUGCUACACAUGAUUCAACUUACAUUUUUUACCUCCCCUCUGUUACAUUUGGAAGAGAAGCUGUGCUAGAACAGGCCAUCUCUGUUAUGCAUCUGAACUAUGCUGCGCAAUCAGCAAAGGUUCAAAAUGAAGCCAUGUCCGACGGUUCUUUUUCGGCUGACGGUGUGUCUCUACAAGAGGUAUCCUCCUUAAAAGAGCAGCUGUCUUCGAACCCAAGUUGGAACGUACUUUUGGAGGACCCUGAUGACUUUUCUUCGGUAAGUCUGUUUAUUAUUGGUGAAACCGGAAUCGGAAAAUCGAACCUAGUUCGACAAUUGUAUAGUCGCAAACAGGCUCUUAUGGCUAUCUCCGAGUUCACGGCUUCUCAGUAUGCUCCUUAUUCCGCAAUUUUGGUUGCUGUCUCGUCCAUCAUUCGACAACUGUUGACAGAAGAUGAGAAAUGUGUCUCGUUUUUCUGCAAAUGCAUAAAGGAGCGUCUUUUCUCUCAUUUUGAUGCUUUAUGCAUUUUCUUCCGGUUGGUGCCUGAAUUGAAGGGCGUUUUUUGGGAAGAACUUGACUUUUUAAAAAAGGACGAUGCCUUCUCCGGCUUUUCGAACCUUGAUUUCAUCCCGUCCACAGAUAUGUCUAUUUCAGACCCAUUUUCGUCUGAUAGUAACCCACAUGAUGCUGAUGAGGGACCUUUUUCCAAUGUUUGGGCUUCUGUUCACAACUCUCUUCGAAGCGGUACUUCAAGAGCACGUUUCCUACAUGUUAUGACAGAAUUCUUCCGCAUAUUCUCAAAAAUAAGGCCUGUAGCGCUUGUCCUUGAGAAUCUUCAAUUUGCUGAUGAAUCUUCUCUUGAGUUUCUGAAACGCAUAAUCGAUUUAAAAGUGCCUGUAUGUUUGAUUAUGACGUUGCAUUCAGAUUACAUUUACAUUCUAAAAAACUUGGAAAAGAUUCAGUCUGCAAAUGUGCUUGAAUUACAAUUGAACCCAUUGUCAUAUCAAGUUGUCGCUGAGUUUUUAAAGGUCGUCGUGCACAAAAACCUUGACUAUAUUGCUCCGCUCGUUUCUUAUGUGUAUCAUAAAAGCAUGGGUGUUCCUAUCAAAAUACGAAACAUCACAACAGAAUGUUAUGAACGGGGAAUUUUGAAGUUCAGCUGGAUGGUAAACGAGUGGUGUAUUGACUUUGAACUCCUGCAACAGAUCAAUAAGGAGACGUACGAAGAAGAUAAUCUCCAAUUAUUCCUUCGCAAGUUCAACCGACUUGAUGAUAUGCAAAAGAUCCUUCUCUCUUGGGCUGCUAUGUUGGGGGAUUAUUUUUUCUUCAACCUGGUGCGCCAACUUGCGCACGAUAGCAAUAUACCAGAGUAUCGAGCUGACAUUGACAAGCAAUCAAUUUUCCCACUACUGCGGGAUGGACUAAUUUACGAAACUGAAAAAGAUGACAUGUACAGAUUUUCUCAUGUGUCAAAUAUAGAGUCGGUAGUCUCUUUCAUUCCUAAAGAGCUUCGCAAAUUAAUGUUUGCCUCGAUGUCGAGGCAUUGUCUCAAUGAUUCGCAGUAUAUGGAUAAUCUUGAUGUUUCUUCCUAUAUCGUUCGGGCAAUUGACUUGCUUAAAGAUGAUCCCAAUAGGCUUUGUUAUAGUGAGAUCUUAAGCCAUGAGGCUCAAAAGUCACAACUGAAUUGGGAGAGCACCAGGGCAGUCUACCUUUCAAAAAAAUGUUUGCAGUUUUUAACAUUUAAUGAUUUGAACGCUUUUGAUAAAAAUUCUAGGGGCAGGGCACUAUCGGUGUUCGCUCAAGUCUCUGAACUUCUUUGGUUCUUUGAAGAUUUUGAAGAGACAGACUUGCUUUUUGGUCAGUUAGAGAAUCUUCCAUUUAGUUACGACCAAAAGAUUCCUAUCUAUAUGUUUAAAUGUCGGAUGCUAUUUGAGCAACGAAAGCCAGUUGAAUCAUACAAUUACUGUUUUGAAAACAUCAAACGGUUUGAUGUCCCGUUAACCUUUUUAACAGAUUUUGAUGUUGACACAGAAUUUAAGUGGAUGGUAUCACGAUUUUUAUCCACGCAAGCAAUAGAACAAAUUCAGCCUGAAGAUUUGAUUACCGAUUCAUCUAUAAUGAAUGUGUCCGCUUUCCUUUUUGAAGCUAUCACUGCAUCACUUUGGCUCCCAAGAGAGGAACAGGUCAUUUGUACUAGAUGUGUUAGUGAUGUCUUCUUCGAAUAUGGCCCCACGCAGUACACCGGAUAUUGUAUGAUUGUUAUUGCGAUAUUUACUGCGAAGACUGCUGGUUCUUGGGAGGACAUGCUUCAACUUGCUAACAUCGGACGUACAUUUAAUAAAAAAUACGGAACAAGGCGUUCGAAAGCAAGGGGUGAACACCUUUUCAAAGCAUUUCUUGGAAACGUAUUCUUACCUCGCGGUGCCGAAGACUAUUCAAGCAAAGAGGUUAUGAACUUGUGUAUUGCAUCUGGAGAGCGGGUUUUUCUUUCUUAUUCGUAUAUGGAAAUGCUGUGGGUCCAGUUUUUGUACUCUUCUUCCCGUAGCGAAUUUUUAACCUAUUGUGAUGACUAUCUAAAAGAAAUUUCCACUUGGGAUGCGGAUGCCAAACAUGCCUCUUUUAUUGCUCCAAUUAUUCGCUUGGUACUAUGUACUUCUGGUUAUAAUACACUGAAAGAGUCACAAGAAGCGUUUGACAAUUUACCACUGAAUACGCAUUUAACAACUAUGAAUCUACCGUAUGGUCCUAAUUUUCGCCUGUAUGGUAUAUGGUGGUACAGUUUUUAUAUGUUGAAUUUGGUUCUUCAAGAGAAUUGGCUAGGAACACUUGAACUUGGCAACUGGUACAUAAAGCAACAUUCAGUGUUGAUUUAUCAUUCUCCUCUACUAUUUACAUCCAUGAUGCUUGCAGUUGGAGCGCAUGGAAUAUUGUCAGUCUCGGGAGAGUCUGCGAAAGAAAAGGCGUCGCGUGCCUUCUCUUCUCUGAAUUUCUUACUAAAAAUGAAGGAAGAGAAUUUAAACAAUCGCUGUUUGCUUUAUGCAACUGUCAUUUUCAUAAAGGCUUACUACUUUAAAACGUUGGAUCGCAAAGUUGAUGCUGCUGUCUAUUUUGAAAAGAUUUUGACUUUCUCAGAGCAAAACGAAGUGCCGUUAUUUGCUGCAUUUGCACACGAGCAGCUUUGUGAUAUAUAUUCCAAGUCUGGAAGAUGGGUGUCAUGUUCCCAUUAUAUCCAAGCAGCUCUUAAUAUUUUCUCGGAAUUGUCAUUCUUCCCGAAAUGUGAGAUAUUGAAGAACCGUUAUCAAAAUAUUCUUAAGAUUACCAACUUACGUCCUUCUUUGGACAAGGCUACUCAAUCGUCAGAAUCAUCACAUUUCUCUCAGUCUUUUCUUCGCACUGAUAUUGAUUCGCCAGAGGAACCAGAAUCUCUGUGGUAUAGCCCGCCAAUUCCAGAAGAGGGUGAUAGUAACGAGCCAGCAUGGCAAUUGGAGAACAUGCUUACAACUUUGGAUAUAAUGGAUUUAACUUCUGUGUUAAAGUCCAGUCAGGUUAUCGCAAGUGAGCUAAAUUGGGAAAGCUUGCUGAGAAAGAUUACGGCUAUCAUGAUGGAGAAUUCAUGCUGUGAUGCCGCAUCUAUUAUUGUGAUUGAUGACUUUCGUUUUGAAUUAGUUGCCCAUCGUACAGCCGAUCACUGUGAAGUUUUUGAUCCAGCUUUUCCUGUUACAGAAACCCAAAAUUAUUUACCUUCUCGCUUACUUAAGUAUGCCGUGCAUUCUCGGCAAUCACUGUUCACGAAUAAUGUUGAAGCUGACUAUAACUUUGGAGUUGAAGCAUGGACGAAGGCUUACCCCAUGGGAAGAAGUUUAGUAAUUACUCCUGUCUACCAAAAAAAGAAGCCAGUGGCGCUCUUAUGCUUGCAAAACCAUCCCAAUGCGUUUCAAACCCGUCAUUUAUCGGUUAUGUCAAUACUGGCCUCACAAGUGAGUUUUGCUAUUGUCAAUGUAUCGUUGUUUAAGAAAUUUGAUAAGGCAACUGCAAUGAACAUGGAAAUAAUUGCUUCACAAAAGCAGGCUCUUGAGCUUGUGCAGGCUUCAAAAGCAAAUUAUAAAAAUUUCAUCAAUUCAAUGCCCUGUUUGCUGGCAAAGGGUGUUGUUCAGGAGAACAUCAUUGUUAAACCUCUUGGAUUGUUUUGGUAUGAGUAUUGUCCAAAUUUUGAUGAUACCCGGCCUGAUUUUAUGAAAGUCCUAAUACAUCCAGAGGAUUUACCAAAGGUAAAGAAGCUAAUCUUACAAAUACAUAAGGAUUGUCAAUCUCCUCCGAUCAUUGAAGUUAGAUUCUUAACAAAAUCUAAGAAGUAUCGUUGGAAUUUAAUGUCUGCGAAUCCGCUGCAUGAUUGUGAGGUGAACAACGAAAUUCUUCUUGCGGCUGUUGACAUACACGACCAAAAGCAGGCUCGAGCUAGCGCAUUCAAAGUAAUGCAGCUCCGAGCUAACUUUCUCGCUAACAUUUCACACGAACUUCGUACUCCGUUUUCCGGGUUCUACGGUAUGCUUUCUCUUCUUGCAGAAACCAACUUAGACGAUGAGCAAAGGGAUAUUGUGGCUACUGCUAAGGAUAGUUGUGAAAUGCUACUUCAAAUUAUAAAUGAUUUGCUUAACUUUACUAAACUAGAGGCCGGAAAAUCUUUGCUCUCCAUUUUUAUAAUAGCUGUUAUGGCCAAGAAGAUUUUCUUUGCUAUCUUUAUUGAUCCUCAAUUACCAUCAUUUGUUGCGGGCGACAGCACAAAAAUUGCUCAAGUACUCAAAACAAUCAUCGAGAACUCUGUUAGUGCCACCGUUGAGGGCUAUGUUCAUGUGUAUUGUGAUCUAACAAAAACACUUCAUCACAAAAAUCAAGAGGAUACUGCGGUUGUUCGGUUUACAAUUUCUGACACUAGACCACUUGAAAAGGCAUAUGAACGUGAGCGCCUUAUUGAAGGUUUACUGAACCCUUCUGACGAAUCACCUAAAGUGAAUGACAGUACUACACUUGGAAUGUCAAUAUGUUUACGCCUGUGUAAGAUUAUGUCGAAAAACCUUAACGUUUCCGUUAAUGAGGAGAAAGAGUUCUUUUCCUUUUCCUUUGAUGUGUCUCUAAAACUGUUGAACAGUCAACGCCUGGCAAUUUUAUCAAGAAAAACAAGUGACGCUCAAACUGCCUUGAAAAAGUUUUUCAAAAACAUGACAACUAUCAGAGGUCGCUUCUUUGAUAGUCCAACGUUUUUUGAUCGUAUACUUCUUAAAGACAAAUUACACGAAUUAUCGUCACGUAAUCUUGAAGUGUUCGAAAAAUCGUUACUGUCUUUGAAAUCUGAAGAACAUCAAAAAACUGAUGAGUUUUUAAAGGAUAAUCCAGCGGGACACUCUACUUUUUUUGCUCUGCAGUUACCAGUAACCGAGGAAUGCUUUUGCACUGCUUUAUUAAAUUUCUUGUCAAAAAAGCCAUAUGAGACGAUACAGAACAUUAUUGACACACAUCUGGUUACUUCUACUUCCAAGCCUUUCGAUUUUGACAAGCUGAAGGACAAAGUAAUUCUUGUUGCUGACGAUAAUGUAAUCUCACAAAUGACACUUGGAAAACAAGCAAGUCGUUUGGGAAUGAAAGCCGAAGCUGCCCUUGAUGGGGAAAUUGCUGUUCGAAUGAUUCUUGAACACCCUCCGGGUUAUUAUAGUCUUGCGUUUCUGGACCAUAACAUGCCAAAAAUGAGCGGUCUGGAAGUUGCCCGGCGGAUUCGAAAAUAUGAAAAGCAGAAGCGUGAUGCUGGCCAUCUUCCCAUAAUAGCGCUCACAGCAGACUUGAAAGAUUCUGUUGGUGAUGCUUGUUUUCAAGUGGGUAUGGACGAUUACAUUAUAAAGCCGUUGAAGAACGAAACUCUUUUAGAGAUCCUCAAAAAGUAUGUCAUUGAGGCUCGAAGUAAUUAA